Messenger RNA from Guillardia theta CCMP2712, 1905 nucleotides. RefSeq lists its product as hypothetical. Gene Ontology annotation, biological process: DNA integration. Gene Ontology annotation, molecular function: nucleic acid binding. The transcript has 2 exons. The record is from RefSeq and is a predicted model, not a curated record. The annotation marks the transcript as partial. Lineage: Eukaryota; Cryptophyceae; Pyrenomonadales; Geminigeraceae.
AUCACUACGCUUGAUUGUAUCAAGAGUUUUUGGCAGGUACUCGUACGUGUUCCUGAUCGCCGAUAUCUCGCGUUCAUCACACCGAUUGGUCACUACCAAUACAAGCGCCUACCAUUUGGAUUCAUCACUGCCAGCAGCAUAUUCCAAGGAUUCAUCCAGCAGGUCCUCCAUGAUCUACCCCACACGUUUGCAUACAUCGACGACAUCGUCAUCGCUACGUAUUCCACCUGGGAAGCUCAUGCAGAUCACGUUCGCGCCGUGCUUCAACGCUGUCGCGAGCAUCAGGUCUUCCUUAAGAGAGAGAAAGCUCAAUUCUUUCGCACUAGUGUUGACUUCUUAGGUCACCGUGUCUCCGCCGACGGCGUGACGACCCAACACUCCAAGACGGCGGCUAUCUCCGCGUGGCCGCUACCGACGACUACUAAACAAGUCAAGAUGUUUCUUGGACUAGCUUCCUAUUAUCGAAAGUUCAUCCGCAACUUCUCGACAAUAGCAGCCCCUCUGACUGACCUUCUCCGCAAGGGCGCUCAGUUUCAGUGGACUGCAGCAUGUCAAAGCGCGUUCGACAACCUCAAGCAAGCUCUGACGUCUCAGCCCCUCCUGCAUCACUUCGACCCGUCCCUUCCGACCGAAGUGCACUGCGACGCGUCCAAUGUCGGGAUAGGAGGCGUACUUCUACAGCAGCCUCCCAACGCCCCCGCCCGCGUCAUCGGAUUCUACAGUCGUAAGUUGACUCCGACCGAACAACGCUAUCACGCGACCGAACGGGAGUUACUCGCAAUCAAGGAUACCAUCCUUUUCUUCAAGUUCUACUUGAUAGGGACUCCAUUCAAGGUCUUUACUGAUCAUCAAGCUCUUACGUAUUUCCAGACACAGAAAGACAUCAACAGCAGAUUGAUUCGUUGGCUUCAAACGCUCAGCGAGUUUGCAAUCACCGAGUACUGUUACGUCAAAGGUUCUCAGAACGUCGUCCCCGACGCUCUCAGCCGUCAAGAUGAAGUUCCCCUCUCGACUGCAGUCGCUCCUCAUCACGAGCAACUCUCUCGUCAAGAGGACGGCUUCUUGCUCGCCUUCACCUCUUCCGUAACUUCUUUUCAUCUGGAUGAUGAGCUUCUGUUUUAUACAGAUUCGUUGCGCCGCAUCCGCCUGUGCAUUCCGCAAGCAUUGCGUCGAGAAGUUCUCUUCCGCGCCCACGACCUUCAGUCCCACCUCGGGUUUUCAAGAACCUACCUUCAGCUAGCAGCAACUGUUUAUUGGCCCCAGCUUCGGAAAGAUACCGAGCUUUACAUCCUGUCAUGCCAGCAUUGUCUUCAAGGGAAAUCUUAUCGACAACGACCAAUGGGUACUCCUCAUUCCCACGCCGUUCCCUCGACACGCUUCGAAGUCGUCAGUCUCGACUUGCUGACCGGACUCCCACGAACUCGAGAUAAGAACGAUGCAAUUCUUCUCUUCAUUGACGAGUUCACAGGGCGAGUUUAUCUCACCCCUUGCCGUAAAUCGAUUACUUCUGAACAAGCUGCUCAAAAAUUCAUCGAAACCGUAUUUCGAUCCCAAGGCCUUCCUCAAGUCCUUAUCAGCGACAACGCUGCCAUCUUUUCGUCCAGAUUCUGGAACGCGCUCUUCAAGAUGCUCAACGUUCACGUGAAGCAUUCGUCGCCUUUUAUGCCUCAAAGCAACGGUCGACCCGAGCGUAUGAACUCCGUCGUCCUCGAAGCUCUGCGUAUCUACACCACGCAGUAUCCUCGAGCCGAUUGGGAUAGGUACCUCCCCAUCCUGGAGACUCACCUAAACUCAGCUGUUCGCCGUCCCAUCGGUGCCAGCCCUUUCGAAGUCAUGUUCGGCAAACCUAUCAGGACACAACUCUCUCUGCCCUCACCUGACGAUCAUCAGGACGAGACCCUCGAC